GGACUCUUGAUUCUCUUGGAGGUGGUUGCUCUCCUCAGCUGUUUCCAGCCAUGGUUGACCCUGCUGUCCAAGUGCCCUGCUGUUGCUUGGUUCCUUCAGAUGCUGCUGGCCUCAUCAUUGGCCGCGGAGGCGCCACUGUGCGGCAGAUCUGCGAGGAAUCCAAGGCACAGGUGAACGUGUCAGGAGACCGGGACACCCCCAAAGCUUUGAGCGACCGCAUCGUCACCAUCCAAGGCACCCACGAACAGAUGGAGACAGCGCUUCGAGAGGUGAUUCGCCUCGUGCAUCGCUCCCAAGAGCUGGAUGGAGCAGAAGAGGGCAUUUUCGUGACAGUGGUGCCUUGCGGCGCUGUGGAGCACGUGGUGGGGCCCGGAGGCGAACACAUCCGGGAACUGGUGGAGACCAUCGGUGCGGAGGUGAACAUCAGUCGUCACAACAUUGCUGGCACUGAACUCCAACCUGUGAGUGUGGCAGGCACUCCCUCUCAGAUGCUGCAAGCCACCAUGAAGGUCUUGUCCUUGGUCCAGGAAUUGGCUGAUCAAGGAGGUCUCACCAUUGACUCCUACUCCUGGCCACGGCGCUUGCCGGCGAGUGCUACACCAUCACAGGCUGUGAGCAGGACGGUCAGAGGGUGGAAUGAGUGGUCAGAAGACCGCCUUCAAAUGAGCAAACUGACAGACUGCACAAGGUAAAGUGAUAGACUACACAAGACAGCCUCGUUUUGGCUGUUCAAGUCCACUUCACGAUACACAAAAGAGCCCCAUUUUGGAUGUUUUUGUUUUCCAGAGGUUUUAGGUGUUCGACCAAAUUCAC
Molecule: messenger RNA, 813 nt
Organism: Durusdinium trenchii
Lineage: Eukaryota; Dinophyceae; Suessiales; Symbiodiniaceae
Source: the annotation of a GenBank genome assembly